UCUCCAGUUAAAGGAUCUUGGCUAACAGAGCUGGAAAGGAGCUCUUCCUGAAACCUGGGCAGAGUUGCUGCCACUCUGAGUAGACAGUACUGAGCUUAGAUAGGCCCAUGGUCCGACUUGGUAUAAAAUAUUUUCAUGUCUGUGUGUAUGUCUUGCAUUUCAGUUUAGAUCAGUCAAGGUUUAGCCAGCUGAUAAGAUAUGGAUCUCUGAAGUGCCAAGUGGGGUGGGUCUUAGUUAUAUAGCUUCAGGUCUCUGUCAGUUACUUGUUUCACAGUCUCAACUCUGGCAGUUGGCUGCACUGUAUACAGCCUGGGACCUUGCAGUUCUGACCACCUCAGUCUCUCUGUAAGGGAACUUGCCGCUAGGAAUAUGGAUAGCCUAGGUUUUUAAAAGUCAGGAGUUGGAAAAUGUUUGACACUACUUCCCGAGCAAUAGGGAGUGGCUGAGCUCUACAUUACAAGGGAAGCAUUCUGCAGAACAUAUAAGCACUGUCCCCUCUGCCUUCCCCCACCGGACUACUUCUGCUCAGUCUGCCAAGGUGGAUUGGAGCCUUAGAGUAACAGGCCUCCAUCUUGUCUACUAAUCCUCAGUUCUUGAGGUGGCAGAGUACAUGAGACUGCGCAACCCAAGAAUGUAUAAUAGUCUGCUCAUAUUCUGGUUUAAUGCGACCAUGCUACACUCAUUAGCAUCAACUGGGAUGAAACACCUCAUCAGCAUUUUGGUUGAACCCUUGUUUGGAACUGAUCAUCUGAAUGUUGUCUCUCCCCCCUCCCCCCCGCCCUUGGGUUUGUGUGCAUUCAACACAUACUUUUGAUUAGUGGUUCUUUUGGACCAAGGGUAGAAAAUAAGUUAAUGCUUUGCACAAGUUGAGUUCUACCUGUUUCUAAUCUAGUGUAAAUAUAGAAAUGGGAUUUGAUGCCAUCCACUGGAAUACAUGAGAAUCAAGCCGAAACACAUUGUAAAUGCAUAUUUAGCAUUCUCCUUGCACACCAAAAUAAUCAGUAUGCAGCAUUUCUACCACACCCCCAUGAAAGUUUGUUCAGUAGCACAAGAGCUACAGGCCUGCCAUCUAAAAGGAGGAGGCGUGGUCAGUUAAUAUGGUUAUAUGGAGUUAUAAGCAGCUGUUUUGAAACCAAAAUGCAUCUAAUUGGGGGGCACAAGCAGAGUCACUCUCUAAUAGUCCCUUUUCCACCUUCCCAGGAAUUUGUUUGCCCUGAGGGGAAGGCAAAAGAGGAUAAUUCUCAGGUCUGAGACCUCAUGCCAUCAACUCAUGAGGAAGCCAUCAAUGGCCUAUUAUGAGCUAGGGACUUGGGGACUGGCAAAAUGCCGCUGUGCCAUUGUGCAGUGAAGCACAGUGAGUCGGACAUGGAGGGGUGCCGUUUUUCACCUGCUGGACAGCUGAGGGUGUACCUUCACUGGAAGGGUGACCAGGAGGAGGAACCUUACCAGACUUACACACAGGGGACUCUCUGUGCUGAAGAGAUCUGCAUUGAUAUUGCGCAGAAGAUUGGUAUCACACCAGUCUGCUACAGCUUGUUUGCACUUUAUGAUCCACAGGCCAAACUAUGGUUUCCCCCCAACCAUGUGUUUGAAAUUAGCAGCAGCAUCAAGUUGACCCUGCAUUUUCGCAUGAGGUUUUAUUUCCGAAACUGGCAUGGGAUGAAUGACAAGGAGCCAGCUUUCUGUCGCAGCAUUCCUCGUUUAAGUGACUCGGAGGACAAGUCACACAGGGGUGAUCAUGGCAGUGCCCUUCUGGAUAAAUCAUCAUUUGAAUAUCUCUUUGAGCAAGGGAAACAUGACUUCAUUAAUGAUAUUGCCUCUCUAAAAGACCUACGCACCGAGCAAGAGCUUCACCAGUUUAAAAAUGAGAGCCUGGGGAUGGCUGUCCUCCAUCUCUGUCACAUUGCUCUCAAAAGACGCAUAUCUCUUGAAGAAGUGGCAGAGAGAACCAGCUUCAAAGAGUGCAUCCCACGCUCCUUCUGCCGGCAGAUUCAGCAGAACAAUUACCUAACCAAGUUCCGCAUGAGGAAUGUCUUCAAGAAGUUCUUGCAGCGCUUCCAGCAGCACACAGUGAGCACUGGCAAGCUAAUAGAGCAAGACAUCAUGUACAAAUACUUAUCAACUUUGGAGAAUUUGGCUCCACGAUUUGGGACUGAGCGGUUCCAGGUCCUCUCGCUGGAAACCAUUUCAGAGGGUGAGAAGGUGCCCCUUUAUAUCAACGGAGGGCAUACUCAUUUGGAGAAUUCCCAUGCUUCUCCUCUUAGCGACAGGCCUGCCACACACGAGGUCCUGAUCACAGGCACAGAAGGCAUUCAGUGGUGGCCCAUCUCAACUGAGAAAUUGGAAAGCCGUCCCCAUAAGGGUUAUUUGGGAAGGAAGGCCAGAACUAAAGACCCCAAGCUCAAAUGGCCCUACCAACCAGUGGAGCGACAUGAACCAAAAUGGGUCCACUUCUGUGACUUCCAGGAAAUUACACAUGUUGUUGUCAAGGAUUGCCAAGUCAGCAUCCAUCGGCAAGACAAUAAGUGCUUGGACCUGACUUUGCCAUCCUCUGAGGCUGCUCUCUCCUUGGUUUCACUGGUGGAUGGUUACUUCAGAUUGACAGCUGACUCCAGCCACUAUCUGUGCCAUGAAGUAGCCCCACCGCGGCUGGUUAUGAGCAUUCAGAAUGGUAUCCAUGGACCCAUGCAGGAGGAGUUCAUAUUGGCUAAGCUGAAGCGGGAGGAGCAAGAGGAAGGGUUGUACGUUCUCCGCUGGAGUGUUCUUGACUUCAAUAGUUUGAUCUUGUCAGUACUAAGGAGAGGCCAGAGCUUCCGGAUCCAGGACACCACAAGCUACAGACAACUUCGGAUCCAGAAGAAGGGAAAUUCCUUUGCACUGGAAGGCUGGGAUCAGGAGUUCUCUAGUGUCCAGGAACUGAUGAAUGCUCUCAAACGUUGCAAUCUGAGAUCUGGCAAUGAGAUCUUUAGUUUGAAGAGGUGUUGUCUCCCAAAGCCAGGAGAAGUCUCAGACUUGCUAAUCGCACGAAAAGUAAAGGACAGCACCAGGCAGAUUCUGAACUUGAGUCAAUUGAGCUUCCACCAGAUUCGAAAGAAUGAGAUCACCCAGCGUGCUCACUUGGGACAAGGGACAUGCACCAACAUUUACGAUGGUGUGCUACAUGUGAGUGGUGGGACCACUGGUGAUGAUGAGACAGAGUACUUCUCCACAGAGCAGAACAACAACAGCCGUGAAAUACACGUCGUGCUCAAGAUGCUGGAUCCUAGCCACAGGGACAUUGCUUUGGCAUUCUUUGAAACGGCCAGCCUAAUGAGCCAGGUCUCCCACAUCCACUUGGCCUUUGUGCAUGGAGUUUGUGUUCGGGGCUCAGAGAAUAUAAUGGUUGAAGAGUUUGUUGAACAUGGUCCCCUGGAUGUCUUCUUGCGGAAACACAAAGGGCAAAUAAUAGUGGGCUGGAAAUUCACUGUUGCUGCACAGUUAGCUAGUGCUUUGAGCUACUUGGAAACCAAAAACCUAGUGCAUGGCAAUGUAUGUGCCAAGAACAUCCUGCUGGCCAGGAAAGGCUUAGAAGAUGGUUCAUUGCCCUUCAUUAAGCUCAGUGACCCUGGAGUCAACUUCACUGUGCUGUCCCGAGAAGAACGAGUUGACCGGAUCCCAUGGAUUGCUCCAGAGUGUGUCAAAGAUGUAAGCAACCUCAGCACGGCAGCUGACAAAUGGAGCUUUGGUACCACGCUGCUGGAGAUAUGCUUUGAUGCAGAUGUGCCACUGAAAGAACGCACUCCUUCUGAGAAAGAGCGUUUCUAUGAGAAGAAACACCGCCUUCCAGAGCCAGCUUUCAAAGAGCUAGCUACCCUGAUCAGCCAGUGCCUGAACUAUGCUCCUGGGGAACGGCCUUCUUUCCGAACCAUCUUGCGAGACCUUACCCAAUUGCAGCCACACAAUCUCCUUGACAUCACUACUGUGAACCCUGAAUGUCCUAUAUCAGACCCCACUGUUUUUCAGAAGCGCUACCUGAAGAAGAUCAGAGACCUUGGAGAGGGUCACUUUGGCAAAGUGAGUUUGUACUGCUAUGAUCCCACCAAUGAUGGUACUGGCGAAAUGGUAGCAGUGAAAUCAUUGAAAUCUGGCUGCAGUCAGCAGCUUCUGACCAGCUGGAAGAAGGAAAUUGAGAUCCUGAAGACACUCUACCAUGAGAACAUUGUCAAAUACAAGGGCUGCUGCAGUGAGCAAGGUGAAAAGAUUGUGCAGCUUAUUAUGGAGUACGUGCCUUUGGGGAGCCUGAGGGAUUAUCUACCCAAGCACAAUGUCUGCUUGGCCCACAUCCUCCUCUUUGCCCAGCAAAUUUGUGAGGGAAUGGCCUAUCUCCACUCCCUGCGCUACAUCCAUAGGGAUCUGGCAGCCAGGAAUGUGCUCCUGGAGAAUGAGAAUGUGGUGAAGAUUGGAGACUUUGGUCUUGCCAAAGCCAUCCCUGAAGGACAUGAAUACUACCGUGUCUGUGAAGAUGGAGAUAGUCCUGUCUUCUGGUAUGCUGUUGAGUGCCUGAAGGAGUGCAAAUUCUACUACACCUCCGAUGUCUGGUCCUUUGGAGUUACUUUAUAUGAACUCUUAACUCGCUGUGAUUCUAGUCAGAGCCCUCCAACGAAAUUCAUUGAGAUGAUUGGAGCAACUCAGGGUCAAAUGACAGUGCUGAGGCUUAUAGAGCUGCUGGAUAGAGGGAAGAGGCUGCCCAUCCCAAAGGACUGUCCUUACGAGAUUUACCGCCUGAUGAAAAACUGUUGGGAAUCAGAAGCUUCCUUCCGCCCAGCCUUCACGAACCUUGUGCCCAUUCUCAGAGCCUUCCAUGAAAAGUACAGGGCCCAGGCUCCCUCAGUUUUCAGCGUAUGUUGAUCAGGAUGUGGAGAUUCUCACCCAAAGACCAUGCUCUCAUCUGCACUUUGUGUCUUGAUGCUUUCUCUGUGUCUGGAAAGCUGCAGUGCCAUGGAAACUGCUUCAGUGUAUUGGCACGCCUUGGGACUCGGUCUUCCGCCAUUCUAAUGCCCAGAGCCAAUGCAGAAUGUUCCUACCUUGUCAGGGUUCUGCCCUUUCACCAAGUGUGACAGAACUGCGGUGGGAAAGAGCCCACCCAGUUUAUUUGUCCUGAACAAAGGCAAAGACUGUUUCUGAAGCAAUGUCUACUUCUGUACACACAAGCUUUGCCUAAGCAAACUGGAGGAGAUUUGAUCUGAGUAUGGGAGAGCACAUGUCAGGUGCAGGAAUGGACAGACUGUUUUUUCCAUUGUAUUUUAAUGGACCAUUGGCCCUAUUGGUCAGUCCGAUGCAGAUGGAGUAUGCCGCUUGGAUUGGAGGCCAAGGUAUUUUAACACAACACAUUGGCUCACUAUAGGAAAUCUCCAUCUUGGACUGGAUGUGUAGUGUGCGGACUGUUUUAGAACUGUAUCUACUUAUGAAAUAAAGGGAAGACCACCUGGCCUUUACAUGUUUCUUACAACACCUUUCCAAGAAAAUGUGCUUUUUUCAAAGCAAAUGCUUUGGAUUUCUAAAGAUGUGUGAGCUGUUCUCUCAUUCCAUUUUGCUAGGUUUCUGAAUAUUUCAGAAUUGCUGGAGCUUUACAUUUUAGAUUCCUCUACUACUACCAUCACCACUUUCUGCAUACUGAUCUUUUCAUUUACUCUUUGGAAGGGACUCUCUCUCACCCUCUGAAAGUCCAAUGUGGAGUCAGAUGCACCCUCGGCUGAUCGGAUAUUAGAGAGGUGAAGGGGGAAAUCCCUAGUUGUUGACUUUGCCCAAGUAUCUGAUCAUAAAUUGUAUGUUCAUAUAGAGGUCUCGAGUUUGCUCUCAAAGAGUCGUCUGGGCUAUCCUUGCUGUCUCAGCAAUUAAGGAAGAAAGCUUCUCCAUUUGCUCCAGAAGCAUAUUACAGCUGCCAAGAACUCAUCCCAUGCAUUAGCUGCCUUGCUGCUUGUCUGUGAAUUUCCUAUCAGCCCACCAUGCUUUCUGGGCAGUUUUGCAGACCACCUGUUGCACCAAGAACCAUCUUCCAAACCAUUGUUAGCUUGGAACCACCACCAACAAAACCUUUCUACCCCUUCAUCCCCAUCUUUGGCCAACCAGAAACUGAAUGUGAAGGGGUGAUGAGUAUAAGUGGGGAGGCAGAAGGGAAAUUACAGGCCUUAAAUCAUAUUGAAAUUGAAGAUGAUAAAUGCCUUUUAGCCACUCACUUGGUUGCUACUGCCCAAUAACCAAGCUUAAGUAGCAAAUAAACAGUGAUACUGCUGGGGAAACCCAGCUGCCGCUUACACCUCAGAGAGACUUUAAUGUGUCUUAGCUUUUUUUAAAAAAAGCCUCCUUGCUUCCUAAGCCAUAGGAGCAAUUGCUUUUGUUCCCAGUCUUCAGGAGCCCUUCUCCGUUCUCAUCAGACCUGCUUUGAGCAGUUUGCUCCAUUUUCAUCAAUGCUGUUGAGAGACUGCUGGAGAGAGGUUGCAUGUCCAUGCGCUGCAGAGCGCCAUGAUGAAGUCAGUAUGCCAGUUACCUUCAGGACUAAUUUCUCCCUUGCCUAAUGUACAUUCUUGGGUUGUGUCUCUUUCUUCCUCUUCUUCUCUCCCCCACUGCCCGCAGGUGCUAGGACUGGUGCUAGCUGUUUUUGGCCAACCAGACUCUGCAGAACAUUGAUGAGCCAGGCUGUUUCUCUUUUGAGAGAGAGAGAGGGUGGCAGCUGUUAACAAACUUGUUUCUUGUGUGGCUCUAUAUCACUAAACAGUGCUUCAGCAAUUGAGUGUUGCCACAAUGUUUCUCUUUGAAUAUCCAUUUGAAGAGGAUGGGCAAAAUUCAAAAGGAUGGCGAUGAUGAUUAUUUUUAAACCUUCACAUUACUCUGCUGUAAAACUCAAUUAUGUUCCUGGAGCUAUGAAUGAACUUGAUGCAACUGCUUAUCCCUGAGCAAUCUCCCGUCAUUCAAGUUCUCCAAGGACUAGAAGCAACCAGCUGGCCAGUUGCUGGAGGUGAGAGUUACCAGCUGAAGGAAGGGAAUGCAUGAAGAGACCUGAGGCUAUUGCCCAUGCUAACUCAAGCAGUCCAGGACUCUCUGGGCUGGUGUCCAUACUGAUGUGUGGCUCUGAAUACCAGAUGUCCAAAAAUGGUGUGUGCAUGUGUCUUAAGAUGCUUUGUGCUGAAUAUUAUUCUCUUAAUUGCUAACCUUUUUGACAGGUAUAGAGUUGGCUGGGGGUUUGGUCAGCAAUAAAGCCCUGUUCAGGCACCCUACUUGUGGACACUGUGUACUGGAAUACAGCAUCCACAAGAGCAUGCCUUUAAGCCCUGCCCCCAUAUUGAUGCACUUACAACUUGGCUCCCACCACAAUUGCAGCAUUUGUCUGAAGAGGCAAAUGUGCUCAUGGAGAGUUUCUUCCCAUUAUUAGACUACUGGGGCACCCACAGCAUUCAAAUGACAAGGAGAAUCUGUCUGUAAAUACACUGUAAUUGUGGAGAGUAGAGAGGGCGGGGGGUUAGUACAUGUCACAGUAGGGGCAGAGCUUGCUGGCAUGCUCUCAGGAGCAGUAAUCAUGUACGGCGUUUCCACUUUGAUAACACCUGGACAGGGCUUAAGUCUCUGUCAAAUAGGUGAGAAGAAGUACAGAUCAGCAUGGUUUUUGAAGGGGGGCAUUAGCAACCCUAAAGCCAUCCCAGAUACAAACUCCAAACUUGGCUGGUUUCUUGAUCUGCUUGUCUUGUCAUCUGCCUUGCACCCAAUAGGACUGGACAGUGUGUAGUAUUGUGUGAGUUUGCUUUCCAGGUCUUCUAACUUGGGGGCCAAGUAUUGGGAUAGUUCAGAGACCGCAACUAGAGUACUGGCUAUGUUUUUGAGGAACAAGUAAAGCCAGCCACACAUGGCUUUUGUGAUCUCCUACAAGAACAGUCAGAGCCACUGCAUUUGUACUGUCCUCACCCGCUUUUGACAGACCUAGGCUAGGAUCCAGAGAUUGUGAAAUCCAUUCUGUGAGCCCAUGGGAGUCUCACAGCCCAAUUCUAUGGAUACUUUCUCAGAAGUCUCAGUGAGUUUUACAGGACUUGCUCCCAAGUAAAUGUGUACAGGAUUGCAGCUUUAGGCUUGUUUCUCUUCAUCCCCACGGCACAUGCUUUCUGAAGCGGAGGGAAGUUUUAAAAAGCAGUCUCAAAUGCCUUGUGAGGGUUAGCUGGUAAGUAAUAAUAAUAAUAAUAAUAAUUCAGUUUCUAUACCGCCCUUCCAAUAAUGGCUCAGGGCAGUUUACAAAGAGAAAUAACAAACAAAUAAGAUGGCUCCCUGUCCCCAAAGGGCUCACAUUCUAAAAAGAAACAUAAGACACACACCAGCAACAGUCACUGAAAGUACUGUGCUGGGGGUGAAUAGGGCCAGUUACUCUCCCCCUGCUAAAUAAAGAGAAUCACCACGGUAAAAGGUGCCUCUUUGCCCAGUUAGCAGGGGUCAAAGUAAGUCAAAAGUUACAUUGUACCAGCACAAACCCCUCCCAUGAGUCCAAGUGGCUCUUUGAAUUCUGACCCUAUGUAUUUUUAAACCCAAAUGGCUGUAGAGGAAAGAUGAUGCAAUUAUCCCUUGGAUUAUGGUUUUUUCAAGACUUGCAUAUUAAGUCAGUGGGACCACUUAUCUUUACAAAAUUCAUGAUCUUAUAUACUUCUAUUCUUUGGAGGACUGCAUGUACCACUCCUGAUGAACUUGGGACCUUGGCCUUCAAAUUGGUCUUGCCUCCCCAGCCCCCGUGUGUGUGUGUCCUGGUACAGAAUUGUGCCCUGAGCCUACACUACCAGCUGUGUCUCUGGAGGGUGGAACAAUGCCAGAGACAGCUGGCAAUAGCAAUGUUCUAGCUGCCAAGCUCUUUAUGUUUUGUUUUGUUUUGUUUUGUUUUUGGAGCGGGGGGGGGGCUAAAAAGCUAAACUGGAGAACUUCACAGCACUGUGCCUUUUGCAUCUGGAACUGCACUGAAGAUCUGAGGCAAGAACUCCUUUUUCAACAGAAGCAUGGGCAAGCUUCAGCCACAGCCUCCCUUGCUUUUUCUGUGCCCAAAGCUGCUGUAUAUUUUGUGAGUGUACAGAGAGAGUGAAUAAAUUCUCUACUGGAAAACCUUGCUCUAAUGUGAAUGUACUCUGCUAGUCUAGCAGCAGCUAGAAAAAUUAACUAUGUGUAAUAUCCUGAUAAUGUCGUUCAAAUUUUCUUCAAAUAAACCUCAUGUAACUUUUAA
This is a messenger RNA of Hemicordylus capensis (graceful crag lizard), 9223 nucleotides long. It is a transcript of the gene TYK2, whose product is annotated as tyrosine kinase 2. Gene Ontology annotation, cellular component: cytoskeleton; cytosol; membrane. Lineage: Eukaryota; Metazoa; Chordata; Lepidosauria; Squamata; Cordylidae. The transcript has 24 exons. The record is from RefSeq and is a predicted model, not a curated record. The coding region runs from base 1324 to 4887 and encodes 1187 amino acids. Gene Ontology annotation, biological process: cell differentiation; cytokine-mediated signaling pathway; peptidyl-tyrosine phosphorylation. Gene Ontology annotation, molecular function: non-membrane spanning protein tyrosine kinase activity; cytokine receptor binding; ATP binding.